Toxotes jaculatrix (banded archerfish) is the source of this 2252-nucleotide messenger RNA. RefSeq lists its product as uncharacterized. The record is from RefSeq and is a predicted model, not a curated record. Bases 57 to 1919 code for a protein of 620 amino acids. NCBI's taxonomy places the organism in Eukaryota, Metazoa, Chordata, Actinopteri, Toxotidae. The transcript is spliced from 17 exons.
UUUGCAUCUCACUCUGUUUAAGCUUGACGGUUAGAUGCUCCAGAAAAAGCUCCCAGAUGUCUCUUCUAUCGGCUCUCGGGUUAGUGUGGCUGGUCUGUGGCUUCACCUGUGUGUGUGAGGCUGCUCUGGACGCUAAGGCAGCCUCUAAAAAGCACUGUGACCACCGAAAAACCUGUGAGGGAAUAGCGUAUGACAUCCGCGAGGCUGUGUGCUGUGAGAAGAAACUUCAUUCAGGGGCAGUGCUGUCAUGCUGUGGAAACCAGCCUUACAACCCUGCCGUAGCCACGUGUUGUAAAGUAGAGCAAAAAUGCACAUUGCAUGUUAAUGUUACACUGGGUCUAAGUGAAGAGGUGUCAGCUUGCUGCGGACUGGAAGCCUACAACCCACUCAAUGAAAUGUGCUGUCAGUCAACCGUCGUGCCCAAACCUGUGCCAAAGGCCCAAUGUUGUGGUAAAGAUGCUUUUGAUGUGGACAAGCAGCUGUGUUGUGGACCGCUUAAUAAUAAAACUAUCCUGACACGGAAGUCUAGUCACCACCAGUGCUGUGGUCAUGCCCAGUACGACACUUUGAAGGAGUGCUGCUUUUGGAAUGAUGAAAUCUCUGAAGUACAUCCGCUGAAUUCCAGCAGUUGUGCAAAUGAGUCAGCUCAGAUCGUGUCAGCUCUAUGCUUUCAGUCAUCUACCACUGCCACACUUCCACCACAAGCCCAAUAUUGUGACAAAGAGGUUUUUGAUGUGGACAAGCAGCUGUGUUGUGGACCGUAUAAUAAUAAAACAAUUCUGACACGGAAAUCUAGUCACCACCAGUGCUGUGGUCAUGGCCAGUAUGACACUUUGAAGGAGUGCUGCUUUUGGAAUGAUGAAAUCUCUGAGGUACAUCCACUGAACUCCAGCCAUUGUGCAAGUGGACACGCGCCGAAAUCACCUCAACCCAACUGCACCAAGCCAGACCUAAGUUUAUGUGGGUCUUCAUGUUACAACCCGAAAGAAUUCCACUGCUGUGAGAGAAACCAGACAAAGACUCCUUGGUGCGGCAGUGCAGGUCAAUGUGAUGGUGUCCCCACUGUGUAUAACCCACGCACACAAUUCUGCUGUGAUGGCUGUGUAUUGGAGUUGAAGUCUUGGAGAGAUCAAGACAGAGAAGAUGGUGAAGAAUUUUCAGAGAUCAGUAUUCCUUACAACCCAGCUAAAGGGACUGUAUGUUGUUUUCAGUUUCACGGCUCACCUGGACAACACUGCUGUGGGACAGAGAUAUACCAGCCUCACACUGAGAUCUGCUGCGAUGGACACAGACACCCAAAAGUAGAAAACGGUCAUUGCUGUGGGAUUAAAGCCUACAACACGAAAGACCCACAGAUGAAGUGCUGUGCAGGGACACUGCACAAUGUGACAUCCCUAAGCGGGACGAGAGAAUGCUGUGGAUCCAGUCUGCAAAAUCCAGAGGAUGUUUGCUGCUCAAGUGAGGACAAGGAAUUGCUUUAUUCUAACAAGAAAGGGUUCAGAUGCUGUGGCCACCUCUACUACAACACCUCUCUGUGGUCGUGCUGUGCAGGGACAUUAAGUCCAUUACAUCAACCACACCAGUGUCAGGACAAGAUCAAAGAAUCAAGAUUUCUAUCAGUGAGCAACCUGAAUGACACACAUCUUUGCGAAGAAAUGAAAAUCGGGACCGUGGAAAGUGUGUCUCCGCACAGCAUUGUCUUCAGCAGCGCGCUGAAAAUCCAUGGGAUGAAUGCCACUGUCAGUCCUCUGCCCACACCUUACAUCCUCAAAACAGACUACUGCAACUUCCCUAAACUGAUCCCUGGCAAGACCUACUUCUUUGAUGAAGUUACUUUCUUCACUGAUUUCAGCCAUGACUCUGUUUUUCAGUCACUCCAUUUCAUUGUUUCCAAAUGUUAUCCAAUUGAAACUCCUUAAUCAGUUCCUGUGCUCAACAGCUUACUUGAAAAACGUUAUCAGCCGCUUCUUAGUUAUUAUUCACUGAUAAAGUAAUUACAUUACUCAUAACUCAUUAGCAGCAGUUUUUAGUUUCCUUGCUUGUCAUGUUAGUUUAUCCCACGAAAAGGUGUCUUUCAACAUACACCAGAGAAAAAUAUGAGCUGUGGGCCCUUCCACCUCUGGCCUCAUAAAAAUAGAGUUUGCAAAGAAACUCCCUUUUAUUGUUUCUGUAGCUUUCAGAAAGUAACAACAUACCGACUUAUUGUUAAGCUGUGUGUAGGUGAGAGAGGAGCCAGGCAUUGUACUUUCCAG